AUGGCAGUCAGACUGUGUGAUGUGGCUUCUCUGCUUAGAAGUGGUUCGUGGGCAGCAGAGCCUUGGACUGGGCAGGUAAUUGCUGCCAUGGAAACACAACUGUCUAAUGGGCCAACUUGCAAUAACACAGCCAAUGGUCCAACCACCAUAAACAACAACUGCUCAUCACCUGUUGACUCUGGGAACACAGAGGACAGCAAGACCAACUUAAUAGUCAACUACCUUCCUCAGAACAUGACACAGGAGGAACUAAAGAGUCUUUUUGGAAGCAUUGGUGAGAUAGAGUCCUGUAAGCUUGUAAGAGACAAAAUUACAGGACAGAGCUUGGGAUAUGGCUUUGUGAACUACAUUGACCCUAAGGAUGCAGAGAAAGCUAUCAACACGCUGAAUGGAUUGAGACUUCAAACCAAAACAAUAAAAGUUUCCUAUGCUCGCCCAAGUUCAGCUUCUAUCAGAGAUGCAAAUUUGUAUGUCAGCGGACUUCCGAAGACAAUGACCCAGAAGGAGUUGGAACAGCUUUUUUCACAAUACGGACGCAUUAUUACUUCCCGUAUUCUUGUUGACCAAGUCACUGGCAUAUCAAGGGGUGUAGGGUUUAUUCGAUUUGACAAGCGGAUUGAGGCAGAAGAAGCUAUCAAAGGCCUAAAUGGCCAGAAACCUCCUGGUGCCACAGAGCCAAUCACUGUAAAGUUUGCUAAUAAUCCAAGCCAAAAAACCAAUCAGGCCAUCCUUUCCCAGCUGUACCAGUCUCCAAACAGAAGGUACCCAGGACCGCUAGCUCAGCAGGCACAGCGUUUUAGGUUGGACAAUCUGCUCAAUAUGGCUUAUGGAGUAAAGAGUAGGUUUUCUCCAAUGACCAUUGAUGGAAUGACCAGUUUGGCUGGAAUUAAUAUCCCUGGGCACCCAGGAACAGGGUGGUGUAUUUUUGUGUACAACCUGGCUCCCGACGCGGAUGAGAGUAUCCUGUGGCAAAUGUUUGGGCCUUUUGGAGCUGUCACCAACGUGAAGGUCAUCCGUGACUUUAACACCAAUAAAUGCAAAGGUUUUGGAUUUGUGACUAUGACAAACUAUGAUGAGGCCGCCAUGGCGAUAGCUAGCCUCAAUGGAUACCGUCUGGGAGACAGAGUACUGCAGGUCUCCUUUAAAACAAACAAAACGCACAAAGCCUAAUGAGCUCUUGUCCUCAGUCCAUUUAUAUAUGAAAACUAUACAACAAAGGCAAGUUAAGAGAAACUUUAUACAUUAGUAAAUGUCUUUGUAAGUCAGUGUUGAGAUGGGGAUAAAAUG
Loxodonta africana (African savanna elephant) is the source of this 1287-nucleotide messenger RNA. RefSeq names its product ELAV like RNA binding protein 2 (gene ELAVL2). Bases 1 to 1170 code for a protein of 389 amino acids. Gene Ontology annotation, molecular function: RNA binding. Gene Ontology annotation, cellular component: ribonucleoprotein complex. The transcript is spliced from 7 exons. NCBI's taxonomy places the organism in Eukaryota, Metazoa, Chordata, Mammalia, Proboscidea, Elephantidae. The record is from RefSeq and is a predicted model, not a curated record.